AUGCGGACUUACUGCACUUCUUUUUCUAAACGAAUUUUCUUUUCUAUUUUAGAACACGUGAAUUUACUGUUUGUUGGUGAUGUUUCCUUUUCCGUGCCCUUGAAAUAUUACGUGGAACAUGGAUAUCACAGUUAUAAUGACUCCUUCAAUGAAGUGGCAAAGUAUGUAAGGAACGCUGAUAUUUCAGUAGCCAAUUUGGAAUCUCCCUUUGUUAGCAAAGACAUGUAUCGCUACAAGUUAAAGGGAAAGAGUGUCGUGUUAGAUGCAAGUUCAGAUGCCGCAUCAGCUUUAAGGUGAAACAAUUUAUGUGAGUCUGUAAGUUAAGACACAAAUUUAAAAAGGCUCCAAGGACAUUUAAUUUUAAACAUAUCCAUAAUACAAAACUCAGUUUCUUGUUAGUCAAAGAUUAAAUGUGACUCUAUGAAAGUUUUCCUGUGGUAUGUAAGAUGAAUUCCUUUGUUUUCGCUGGCCAGUCAUAUAUCAAGAACAAAUUAAAGAUGAGGCUCCUUGCUCCACUCGCUUUUCAGUUACGAACACUUAAUACAUUUUUAACUACUGAAUAAUUAAGGUUUUUGUGAUAUCCUGAACUACCGUCAAGGUCGAGUUAAGAGUUGUGCUAUCUGCUAAGGUUCAAGGAUAUCCAAAAACCGAAUCUAAUAUAUAUACUUUUUUAGAAAAAUUAAAUUAAAUUGUUUUUACUACCGCGCGAGCGAGCCUUGAAGCGAGCGAGCAAGGCAGCAGACCUAAUCCUCACAGGGACGACCACAACGGACAAAAAUUUUCGAAUUCUACCCACGAUGUAUCUGGAUUUGUUUAACCACAAUGAAAGGGACUUGUACCACAAUUCCUUACACGCCCAUUGCCUUUACAUACCGAGCUCCGCUGGCAUUGUCGGUUACUUGAAGUUCGUUGAGGUUAGUUGAAAUCCUAAUGUGUCUUUGGGGUGAAUUUCUCUUUUUACCACGUGAUGUUGUCAUAAAGCGUUUGAUGAUCGUUAAAGCGGCUUGCGGUAAUUGGUUAAAUCUUUUCUUCAGCCGUAUAGUAAAAUAUCUGCAGAGAGAGAAAUGGUCAAACUUGUGAAGGAAACGUAAAUGCAACGCUUAAGUCCAGUAGGAAAUUUCUUUUGAUUGAAAAUUGUCCUAAUUUUAUUGCCUUUUUUAAACUGUUUUGCUUUCCUUUUCAAAAAACGAAACUCAUACUUCACAUUAAAACCAAGUCUACUGUAUUGCAACCACCAUGUCCGAUAUGACCAAGAAAAAUACGUUACACAAAAUGAAAGAGCGAUAUUGCGCACGCCCCGACUCGGACAUCCACUGCGAAAACUGUGACAACCGAUUUUCAAAACACUUGUUUUUUGGCUGACACCAAGGGAUCGUUCUUUUACUUACUAGGUACACUAUUAUAACUAAAAACACACCAUUGCAGGGAACAUAAUUUGACAUAGCUCUGAACGCAACCUAUUGAUUAGUCAGUGAUCUACUGCAUAUAACAAAUUUAAUCUGUCACUUGCACUUAUAUCCAGAAUUAACUGCAAGCUCUUAGCCUUUGAGAAGACAGAUAGUGAGUACAAAGUUUAACAAUAAUAAUAAUAAUAAUAAUAAUAACAAUAAUAAUAAUAAUAAUGAUAACAAUAAUAAUAAUAAUAAUAACGAUAAUAAUAAUAAUAAUAAUUAUAGAUGUGGCAAUUCCAGAUGAUGGACGUGUGGGAGAAACGGAAGAUGAGAAAGUUGAAAAGUAUCAAGAUCUUGCAAGAGCCUUUCGAAAAAUGUGGGAUGUAAGGAAAAAGGUGAAUUCGGUCUUAAUUUGGGGCAUUAGGAACAGUACCAAUAAUGAGUUUGAAAAACAAGCUGGGCCGGGUUGUUCGAAGCACGGAUAAGAGAAGCAAGGGUCACUGCGCAAAUUGAAUUCAGAUAUGAAAUUUUUAAAAACAAAAUAAUUCAGUUUUAAUACCUUUUGUCUACAAUGCAAUGAUUUGAUGCUCUAUAAAGAACAGAGAAAAUUAUCCAAGAAAAUGCUAAUAAAUAAAUAAAUAAAUAAAUAAAUAAAUAAAUAAGGAUUUCAGAGGUCGAAUUAAGGAUUCCUGGUCGAAUUAGACUUAUAUUUGAACAGAAGAAUAAGAAACCCAGAUUAAAAUUUAAUCUCGCGUUAGCGCUAAUCGACCUUCGAACAACUAGAUCCUAGAUGGUUAUUGGCGUGGAAAUCUCUGUGGAAAUGAUCCAGAAAUGUGCAAUUAGUGUCGGGGUCAGCAAAAAUCUUAAGAAAGAUACUUGAGAUGUAGGGAGAGGAAAGAAGAGAGAUUGUGUUCUUUGGCUUCCCUGGACAACUUGUUGUUACCCGGAGCCAGAGAAGAAACCAGCUGCAUGUAACAUCACCAGCAGUGCAAAAUUUCAACAACAACAACAAUAAUAAUAAUAAUAAUAAUAAUAAUAAUAAUAAUAAUAAUGAUGAUGACGAUGAUAAUGAUAAUGCUCUUGUGCAGGGAUCAAGGGAUGAAGAGAACUGCUGUGCGGGACUGCAUAAUGGUUAUAGGUGAUUAGUGCUUCACGAAGGUUUAUUUUUUUAGCUGGUAUACGUAUGGAUUAAAUACUUCAUUUCGUAUAAGACCAUGUACUUGCAACUGAGACAUACCUACUUCUGUUUUUAUUAGGUUUGCUGGAUUUGACGUGGUUACACUUGCUAACAAUCAUUUCAACGACUUUGGCACAAAAGGGGCCAACUUCACCGUUGAAGUUCUGAAGAAGACAGGCGUAAAAUAUUUUGGUGUCAGUUAUGGAAAGUAUGACACAUCCCAGGUCAGUAUUACAUGCAGUGACACUCAGCAACGAUUUAAACCAGAUCUACUCCCAAUAAAUGUAUCAUACCAUUUCUAUGUCUUACUUGGGAGAGUUUUUCCGUUGUUCUCAAAGAAGUGUUUCUUCGAGGGAAAAGACACAUCGAUACGUAAACGACAGUUUCACUUCUUCUGGUUCUUUACCACGAGAUAUGUGGCAUGCUCACCUUGAUCUCUUUCAGUUUGGAUGGGCAUCCCCCAAAGUAUAAUAGCUGCCUAGUUUUCAGCCUUCUGGUGUAGAAGUCUCUUAUUUCCUUUGCCUUCACCUUAAUCCUAUCAUUAUCAUUACUAUUUUUAUUAUUAUCGUCAUCAUUAUUAUAGUAAUAAUGAUAAUAAUAAUAAUUACCAUUAUUAUUAUUAUUAUUAUUGUUAUUAUUAUUAUAUCUUGCCUUCUUCUAUUGCAGAAACCUCUUAUCUUGGAGGUAAAAGGAAUAAAGAUUGGAUUCCUUGGCUAUUGCGACACGUCCUCCAUGAUGGGUUUAAACUGCACUGAAAUAAGAAAGCUAUUUAAUGCUGGCCCUGCUGUUUAUAGCGACGUCAUUGCCACCAGAGAUGUCAGCAAUUUGAAAAAGGUUUUCACAUCACUUUUUUAUAAACUGCUGUAAAAGUCCACCGUUUUGGAGUGUCAUUUAAUCGCCAAACAAAAUCGCGAUGAAAUUUAGCGCAGUACAGACUAUAAGAUACCAAGCUCAAAGCGACACUCGGUGUUUGGUACUUUUGGUAAUAGACUCGUUUUUUAAAUUCUUGACUGGGACAAGUGCUAAAAAAUCCGGUAACACGGCGGGAAAGAACGCAUUAAAACCAGUAAAAGUUGCCAAGUUUAAAAGUGAUUUGUUGAAAACUAACUAAGUCUCAGAAUUUUACAGACGUAUGUAUAGUGGAGUGAUAUCUUCUCUCGUUUUUUAGACGUAUCAAGCGUGAUAAAUUUCCUAAUUUUAAGGUGCUCUUCCCCUCAGUGAAGAUGCUUGUAUAUUCGCGAACUAUUUUUUAUCAAAACUAAAAAAAGAACAUGGAAGGAUGAUUCUCUCGGCCUCAUUAUAACUUUAGAGAGGCGCGGUGACUAAGCGGUUUGUACUUUGGUCUCCGUAUCAGAAGGUUCCAUUCCAGGCCCUGCCAGGGCUGACUUGCACCUAGUCGUCUCUUAUUAUCUGCAAGCGGUCAAAGAACGGUCGCGAGAGAUUAUUACGGCAACUGGUGCGAAGGGGACGAUGGGAAGGGGAAAAGGGAAAGGAAGAGACUCCCCUUUGACGUUCCCAUCAUCCCCCGCACUUCCUUGACCGCUGAUCUCUCGUCAAUAUUAAUAGGAGACUGAGAGACGACUCGGGACGAGUCAGCUGGCAGGGCCAGGUUUGUUUGCUUUUUUCAUAAUUCUUACAAAGUUAUCCUAAAUGUGUUUUAUUUUUCACUCUAAAGAUUUUUAUAAUGCUAAAAGACUGAUGUAGCUGCUGUUUAAUAUCAUUGAAAAGGCUAAAGUGGAGGUCAUUGUAGUUUUCAUGCACUUCGGAGAAGAACUUUAUCGAAAUGCUCUCCCGUAUCAGCUUCAUAUAAUAGAACAUCUUAUGUCCCUUGGCGUGCAAGUCAUCAUUGGGGCGCAUCCACACGUGCUUCAGCAACACUGUCUCCAUGACAACAAGCUGGUGGCCUAUAGUUUGGGGAAUUUCUUGUUCCAUCCGAGAAGACCAAUAAGCGGAGUCAACCCGGUAAUACAUGACACUUGCCAGAAAAAUGUUCAAGAAAAUUCAUCUAUCUGACCAUGUCUAGUACAUUAUAAACCUCUUAAGUUAUUUGCCUAGUCUCUAGGCCGCAUUAUUCGGCGCGGCCAAUGUGUUUACCGGUCACGUGGUCCGAGCGAGUCCCGCCUGUUCAUCUAGGAUACGUCACCGAAAUGCAUCAACCGAGAAAGCCUGGGAAGACGCUGCACAGGGACCAGGCAAUCAAGUUAUGUCGAUAGUGAAAUAUAUUACAUUAUCAAAAACAAAUAGGGAAUCGAAAAUGAAUGAUGAAACCGGGACCGCUUUGUUUGCUUUUAUUUAUUUUUUAUUGACUUGUUAUUAUUUUUUCCUGGUAAUGAAGGGGAAAGGUAUAAUUUAAUUGUAGGUAUUGUGAUACGUUUUAAGCGAUCUUCCUCUCAGUUAUGCGAAAAAGAUAAAUUGAUUCAGAUCUUUCUCGUGAUACUUUGACAAAUGGGAAGAGGAAACAAGCGGAAAUAGAACAAGAGACCUUUAACCCUUUUUUCAUUUAUUCAUUCACUUAUCAGUUUAUUUCUUCAUUGCAGUAUUUAUUAUUUAUUUAUUUACAGGCUGUAUAUGGAAGAUUUGGCAAGAAACCAGAUAAAAACUUAAUAGAUUCAUACGAACACUUUUUUCUUGGAAACUGUAACAACUUGAAAAUGUCUCAGAUGCUAAAAGUUACCUUGUGCAGGUAAGAAGAAAAACUAAAAUCUGUAACGAGCGAGAAUUUUCAAACGCUAUUUGGGUCUUGGGUAAUCUAUCAUCUUUACAAUUUUAUUUCACGACACAUGCCUGCUCUUUGAAUGCCCGUUAUAGCUCUCAGUCAAAAGAGACGCUUGCUACAAAAAUUAUGAGCUACAGCAUAACAAUUCUAGAGAUGAAACUGAUAUCAUAAGGAAAUAAGCUAGAAAGCCAAUUUUGAGGUGGCUGACAAAAAAAUAAGAUUUUAUGGGACAGAAUCUCUGCAAAAAAAUGCUGGGGGUUUGUUCGCCAAUAAUUGGUGGACCCCAAGGCGUGCGGUCCAUCGCUUAUUUUCCUGAGUUUAUUUUGACAUUUGAGUCGUUCUGUUUCUUUCAGAAAUGGAGUUUUAGGAGCUUCGUAUCUACCUGUAAAAAUCGUAUUUGACCCCAAAACUAAACGACUUCACCCAAAGCCGACAAAGGACGCCAAAUGGAUAAGAGUUUGCGGAAAGAAGGACAAGCAGUGUGAAAAAAAUUGCAAAGAUCCAAGAGAAAAGAAAAAUUAA
Messenger RNA from Porites evermanni, 5806 nucleotides. Lineage: Eukaryota; Metazoa; Cnidaria; Anthozoa; Scleractinia; Poritidae. The record is from the annotation of a GenBank genome assembly.